This is a messenger RNA of Adineta steineri, 855 nucleotides long. Lineage: Eukaryota; Metazoa; Rotifera; Eurotatoria; Adinetida; Adinetidae. The record is from the annotation of a GenBank genome assembly.
AUGAUUAUAUGUACAAUGGCAAGAAGUUUUAAUCAACAACAUGACAAUUUUUUGCAUGAAAAUCAACGAUGUAUAGCAACUCUUGGUGAAAUGAUUCAUACAGCUAGUUUAAUUCAUGAUGAUGUUGUUGAUUCAAGUGAUAGACGACGAGGUAAACCAGCUGCAGCUAUCAAAUGGGGACCAAAAAAAGCUGUACUAGCUGGUGAUUAUAUUCUUGGUAUAUCAUCCGUAAUGCUUGCUCGCAUUGGAAAUUGUGAGGUUAUUUCACUUCUUUCUCGUGUUAUUCAAGAUCUUGUUCGAGGUGAAUUUAUGCAAUUAUCAACCAAAGAAAGUGAUGCUGAACAAUUUCAAGAUUAUUUAAAUAAAACAUUUUGUAAAACUGCAAGUCUAUUUGCAAAUACAUGUAAAGCUGUUGCGUUAUUAGGAAAUAUUCCUUCUAAUAAUAUAAAACAAUCAGCUGAUCUUGCCUAUGACUUUGGUAAAAAUUUCGGUAUGGCCUUUCAAUUAAUCGAUGAUUUACUUGAUGUUACGGCAACAGAUGCUGAUCUUGGAAAACCAGCUACAGCUGAUUUAAAAUUAGGUUUAUCAACAGCACCGGUACUUUUUGCUAGUCAACAGUUUCCAGAAUUACAGGAUCUUAUAUUAAGACGUUUUUCUGAAUCCGGUGAUAUUAAACGAGCUUUAGAAUUAAUUGAUCAAAGUGAUGGAAAAGCUCGAACAUAUCAUCUUGCUGAACAGUAUGCAAAUGAAGCUUGUCGAAUACUUAGUAGUUUUUCACAAUCAUUAGAUGGCUCAAAUGUAUUUUUAAACUUAUUGACUCAUCUAACACAAUCGACAUUAAAACGUCGACGUUAA